AUGGAGUCGGACAGUUCUUCGGGGUCAGAAGACCACAUUUCCGCUCCAGACCACGGUUAUGACCUGGAGCCAUCAUCGCUCUCUGAGGGCCAUGCAGACGUUCUUGACGGCCCGAUCUUACCAGGCAGCCAGCGUCGAAUGUCCGAACUGGCCGCGGACGGGCUUCAUGAUGACGAUAUCAUCGGGGUCAGUAUCAGUCGCGCUCAGACUCAUAUGCGAGCCCCUGAAACGCCGGUCGCGGAGAAGGCGAGAGCGCUGAACCUGCCUCCCGAGUCUUUCAAUCAGAUCUUGACUCUGAACGAAGAACAAACUGAAAGUGACGACCUAGAUGAGUCCGACUCCGAAUCAAUACACAAUGACCCGAAGCCUGCAGCGCCCGUCGUAAAUGGUAAGACCUCGCUAUCUACAGAUGGUAUGACCGAGGACGAUGAACCAUCCGGUGCAGUAUUCGGAUCUCACAGUCGAGUGAGAAAUGAUACCCAGAUUGAAAGCCCAAGACUGUCCUCGAAGCGCGCCGGUCCACAGCGAAGCGAACGAGCGGGAGAUUCAGAUCCGGAAUCUUCGCAACCGAGGAGGGUCGAAUCCCCAUUGCCGCACCACUCUGAGAACGGCGGCACAACUGUAUCCCAAAAUGAAGCACGUAAUCCACCACCAAGACUAUCACUGGCCAAGGCAUUCUUGAACGCGGCUGAACAGAGAGGAAGAGGCCGUUCGUUCUCGUCUUCGACGACGAUGUUUUCGAACCUACGCAAAUACUUGCCUGACUUGCCCUCGCCCUCUUUGCCCUCUUUGCCCUCUUUCAACAGAAGCUCGAUCUCCCUGAUUCCCUUCGGCAAUAAGAACACAGACAACUCCGACCAUGAACAUCGUGUUCAGUCACCACCACCACACUCACCAGUGCAAAGAAGCGCAACUUUCCGUUGGACUGUUCGAGAACCCGUGGAAAAGCAAGAUGCGGUCGAGCCUCGGCCUGCGAGCUCUUCGUCACGGCCAACUUCUGAUGACAUCUACAGCCCUUCGAGACCGGUGCAUCAGGCUGACGUCAAGGACGAACCUCUCCUGUCACCGAUCAGUCCAGCAUCGACCAGAAGUCGUGCACGCUCCAACUCGGAAAGCUCCCUUUACUUGAUGAAAAGAGUGUCGGGCAUGUCGACUUGGGACGACAUCAAUGCUUAUGCAGAUGUCCGUGAAAUGUCCAACUCGCGGUUAAAAGCCAUCACGGACAGUUUCCAGAACUCAUCUCUAAGACUACCUAAACUGCCGAACAUCCGUCCGAUCCCAAAGCGGCGCAAUUCGCCGGCCAGACCGGCUCUGGAAACCAUCCCGGCGGACAAUAAUGAACACGUGCACGAUGGCGAGGUGGUCUCCAAAAUCGGGAGCGUGAAGAAGGAUGUCUACACGGAGUCUGCAGAUCAAAGGGCACAUCCAGUGUUGGCUCGCGCCCUUUCGAAGACUACUGGCGACGUCGUCGUUCUCGGUGGGUAUCGAGGCUCCAUUCUGCGAUCUGCCCAACCUCCGCACCGACAACUCUGGGUACCAAUCAAGGUCGGGCUCAAUCUUCGAAAGGUCGAUCUGGAGGUUGGGCUGACGCGGGAGGACGAGGAGAGGAUGGAGGAAACGGUCAUCCCGUCUGGGAUCCUCUCACACGUAGGGCCCAUUGAUAUCUGCCGGAGACUGCUCCGUCACCUGCGAAAGUGUCCGAAUGCGCGCGACAAUAAGCUUCGAAGUCAUGACUGGGGAUACGACUGGCGAUUGAGCCCGGAUCUCUUGAGUGCGCGACUCAUCAAAUUCCUCGAGUCGCUGGAAUGCAACCAGCCCGGCACGCCUCCCGAACAGCGAGGAGCGACCGUCGUGGCUCACAGUCUCGGAGGGCUCAUCACCAGACACGCCGUCAACCAGAGACCGGAGCUGUUUGCCGGGGUGGUGUACGCAGGAGUGCCGCAAAACUGUGUGAACAUUCUCGGGCCGAUGCGGAACGGAGACGACGUGCUCUUGAGUUCCAAAGUGCUGACUGCGCAGGUCAAUUUCUCCUUCCGGACGAGCUACGCCUUACUGCCGGACGACGGGCGUUGCUUUCUACAAAAACAGACCAACAAACGCUACGACCUCGACUUCUUCGACCCGCACGUCUGGGACGAAUAUCGGCUAUCUCCCUGUGUCAAUCUCCCGUUACACCACCAUCACCACCGAAACAAUGAACGCCGGAAGAGUCUGAUGGACGCCAUCUCCGACUCGAUCUCGAUCUCGUCGUCCACCAAGAAAGCCUCGGGCCAACAACUCCUGGAGGCCGCGAACCCGCACCUGGCCGACAAGGCCAUGGACGCGGCUCGUGCGACGGAGGAUCCUGGACAAGGCAUGGUCGGGCCUAGUACCAUGAAGCAGUCUCAAUACCCGCCGCACCGGCCUUCGGUCGCCACGGCGUGCACGAUCCCCAAGGAUGUCGCCAUGGAAUAUCUCGGCCGCACGCUGCGCGAGGUCCGGGCGUUCAAGGACCAACUGAAGUUCAACCCGGUCCACCAGGAGAACAAUGUAUACCCGCCCCAUGGAUUCAUCUUUGGCAAAACAGUGCCCACCGUCUACGGGGCCAGAGUGGCGAACAAGGAAGCCAUCAAAUACGACGACGCUUACGACGAUCUCGCCUUUGCUGCCGGCGAUGGGGUGGUGCUCGCCAGUGCGGCCCAGCUGCCGGACGGAUACCGCUGCGUCAAGGGCGGCCGGGUCGAGAGUGAUCGAGGCCAUGUGGGAAUCCUGGGAGAUCUCGAAGGAGUCGGACGUUGUCUGGAGGCGGUGGUGGACGCCCGUGCGAAAGGAGUCGGGCUGGGAAAGGAUGCGCUCCACCAAAGAGGCGGACGCGGCGAGUGA
Molecule: messenger RNA, 2862 nt
Organism: Capronia coronata CBS 617.96
Lineage: Eukaryota; Fungi; Ascomycota; Eurotiomycetes; Chaetothyriales; Herpotrichiellaceae
Exons: 1
Coding region: 1-2862 (953 amino acids)
Molecular function (GO): triacylglycerol lipase activity
Source: RefSeq, a predicted model, not a curated record